AUGAAACUGCUGGAUUAUGACAUCAUGCUCUUGCUCGCCUGCGUCACAACCCUCGUCAUCAGUGACAACGUGACGUCAUACGUGGAAACGUACGCCAAGCUGUGUCGUCACGUGUUACAAAAGGACUCCGUCACACACAAGAUACCCCCCGGGGAGGGGAGCGGGGACGACGACGGCGCGAGUAUUAGUCUCAGACUGUUGGUCAUAGACGUCCUAGACAUUGAUCAGAUCAACCAGCUCAUGACCAUCGUCGUCUACAUAGAAAUGUCCUGGCAACUUCCCGAACUCUCAUGGGACCCACCAGCCUACGGUAACAUUCAGGUUUUUCAUGUGGGUUCCAGCCUCUUGUGGACACCCAACAUCGUGGUGGUGACCGGAAGUACUGACUCCCUGAAGCUGAAAGUCCCAGACGACGUACUAGUUCUCGCGAAAGGAUAUGUGGAGAUGACGACACACCAGUACCUCAGUUUCCGGUGCGACAUCAACUUUAUGACAUAUCCAUUCGACUCUCAGACUUGCGGGUUUGGGCUUUAUCCUAUGACUUUCCCGUUCCCUACCUUGAAUGUCCAGUACCUCAACCUGAGUCUAAGCGGAGUCUAUGAAAUCAAAGGCGAAUGGACGCUGAUCGACCACAACCAGACGACCAAGUCCAACGAAAAUCUCGACCCGUUUCCGUUUUUUUCUUUCACCGUGCGCCGCCAGAGUACGUAUUACGUCGUGACGCUCGUCUUCCCGAUGGUGCUGACGUCUGCCAUCAUCCCGCUCGUGUUUCUCAUCCCCGUCAGGGUGGGGGAGAAGUUCUCCUACCUUGUGGCCGUCUUCACAUCGGCGGCCAUUUUUCUCAACUUGAUCAGUGACGUCAUGCCACGUGGUCUAUCCAGCAUGCCAUACCUGGCCAUUCUACUGGUUGAGGUUUUGUGUGAGGGGCUGUGUGCCAUUCUGGCAACUCUGCUCGUCAUCAAUUUAGCCGAGUCUGAGGAGAAAGUCAAUGCAACUUCAGAGAAAAGCAAAAAUGACGUGAAGCAUGUCGCUCUAAUCUCCACAUCUGAGAAGAUGACGUCAUGUGAGGGGAAGGGACAACCAGAGGUGAGGGGAGGGCAGGCUGAUGGUUUCCACUGGUGCCAGGCCAAGGUUGGUUUCUGCUGUAUGACGUCACGACAACUGGACCACGUGUUCUUCUUUCUAUUCGCCACUGGCCAGGUCACCUUUCUGGUAGGGCUGUUUGGCUUCACUGGUUGGAUCAGAAACUAA
This is a messenger RNA of Physella acuta, 1251 nucleotides long. RefSeq names its product neuronal acetylcholine receptor subunit alpha-7-like. Gene Ontology annotation, cellular component: membrane. Gene Ontology annotation, biological process: monoatomic ion transmembrane transport. The record is from RefSeq and is a predicted model, not a curated record. Gene Ontology annotation, molecular function: extracellular ligand-gated monoatomic ion channel activity; transmembrane signaling receptor activity. NCBI's taxonomy places the organism in Eukaryota, Metazoa, Mollusca, Gastropoda, Physidae.